Messenger RNA from Knipowitschia caucasica, 621 nucleotides. NCBI's taxonomy places the organism in Eukaryota, Metazoa, Chordata, Actinopteri, Gobiiformes, Gobiidae. The record is from the annotation of a GenBank genome assembly.
AUGUGCUCACCCGUCAGCAUGGGCUCACCCGUCAGCAUGUGCUCACCCGUCAGCAUGUGCUCACCCGUCAGCAUGUGCUCACCCGUCAGCAUGUGCUCACCCGUCAGCAUGGGCUCACCCGUCAGCAUGGGCUCACCCGUCAGCAUGUGCUCACCCGUCAGCAUGGGCUCACCCGUCAGCAUGUGCUCACCCGUCAGCAUGUGCUCACCCGUCAGCAUGUGCUCACCCGUCACCCGUCAGCAUGGGCUCACCCGUCACAGCAGGUGCUCACCCGUCACAGCAGGUGCUCACCCGUCAGCAUGUGCUCACCCGACAGCAUGUGCUCACCCGUCACCCGUCAGCAUGUGCUCACCCGUCACAGCAGGUGCUCACCCGUCACAGCAGGUGCUCACCCGUCAGCAGGUGCUCACCCGUCAGCAUGGGCUCACCCGUCAGCAUGUGCUCACCCGUCAGCAUGUGCUCACCCGUCAGCAGGUGCUCACCCGUCAGCAGGUGCUCACCCGUCAGCAGGUGCUCACCCGUCAGCAGGUGCUCACCCGUCAGCAGGUGCUCACCCGUCAGCAGGUGCUCACCCGUCAGCAGGUGCUCACCUGGUUGCAGGAGGUCCCCACGGCGUGUUGA